Oryza brachyantha (malo sina) is the source of this 1664-nucleotide messenger RNA. RefSeq names its product cyclin-A3-1. The coding region runs from base 151 to 1263 and encodes 370 amino acids. The record is from RefSeq and is a predicted model, not a curated record. Gene Ontology annotation, biological process: mitotic cell cycle phase transition; regulation of cyclin-dependent protein serine/threonine kinase activity. Gene Ontology annotation, cellular component: nucleus; cyclin-dependent protein kinase holoenzyme complex; cytoplasm. The transcript has 8 exons. NCBI's taxonomy places the organism in Eukaryota, Viridiplantae, Streptophyta, Magnoliopsida, Poales, Poaceae. Gene Ontology annotation, molecular function: cyclin-dependent protein serine/threonine kinase regulator activity.
CAUUUCUGAUUUCUGGCUCGGCUACUUAAUCGCCAUCCCCGAGCCACCGCCCAGUCCCUCCUCCGCCUCUGCCUCCGGUCUCGCUCCUUCACCGCCGCCGCCUGCCUCGCCUCGCCGCGCUCGGAGGAGGAGGAGGAGGAGACGGAGCCGAUGGCCGACAAGGAGAACAGCGCCGCCGCCGCCGCGCAGCCCCGCCUUACCCGCGCCGCCGCCAAGCGCGCGGCCGCCGUCACCGCCGUGGCUGUCGCCGCCAAGCGGAAGCGCGUCGCGCUCAGCGAGCUCCCCACGCUCUCCAACGCCGUGCUCAAGCCGCGGCAGCCGCAGCAGCCUAGGGCUAAGAAGGCCUCCCACGCCGCCGAGCCCAAGAAGCCCGCCCCGGCGCCGGCGCCGGCGGUGGUCGCGGUCGGCGAUGACGAUGAGGAGGGGGAUCCACAGCUCUGCGCGCCCUACGCCUCCGACAUCAACUCCUACCUCCGCUCCAUGGAGGUGCAAGCGAAGCGGCGGCCGGCGGCGGACUACGUCGAGACGGUGCAGGUGGACGUGACGGCCAACAUGCGGUCCAUCCUGGUCGACUGGCUCGUCGAGGUCGCCGAGGAGUACAAGCUCGUCUCCGACACGCUCUACCUCACCGUCUCCUACAUCGACCGCUUCCUCUCCUCCAACGCCAUCAACCGCCAGAAGCUGCAGCUGCUCGGCGUCUCCGCCAUGCUCAUCGCCUCGAAAUAUGAGGAGAUCAGCCCCCCAAAUGUGGAGGAUUUCUGCUAUAUCACUGACAACACCUACAUGAAGCAAGAGGUUGUCAAGAUGGAGAGAGAUAUACUGAAUGUUCUCAAGUUUGAGAUGGGCAAUCCUACAACCAAGACGUUCUUGAGGAUGUUCAUGAGAUCUAGCCAAGAAGAUGAUAAGUAUCCUAGCCUUUCCCUGGAGUUCAUCGGGAGCUAUCUUGCCGAGCUGAGCCUGCUGGAGUACGGCUGUGUCCAGUUCUUGCCAUCUGUUGUUGCAGCCUCAGUGGUGUUCGUCGCGAGGCUGACCCUUGAUCCAGACACCAAUCCUUGGAGCAAGAAGCUGCAAGAAGUGACCGGCUACAGGGCGUCUGAGUUGAAGGACUGCAUCACUUGCAUACAUGACUUGCAGCUAAACAGGAGAGGGUCAUCUCUCGUGGCCAUCCGGGACAAGUACAAGCAGCAUAGGUUCAAGGGCGUAUCGGCAUUGCUACCUCCUGUUGAGAUCCCUGCAUCAUACUUCCAAGACCGAAAUGAGUAGGUGUUCCUGGAUGAUGUAGUGAAAUUAACAUUUUGAGAUUUCCUCAAGAUAGAUCCAUGGUGACUGAAGUUGAAAGGGGGGAUGUUUCAGUCCAAUUACAUUGCAAGCAUUGUCCUACCUUGGAUGCUGCAGUGUCAAAGCUUAGCUAGGAGCUCAUAGGGUUGAUUUAUUAAGCUGAAGCUUAGGAGUACUUCAGUAGGGUGCUAGGCAUGUGGAGAGUUGUACCUCUGUAAUAUAUUCAUACAUUACAACCUGAUGCCUUAAUUUUGGGGCCAGAACUGCAAUACUUAAUUUGCUAGUUAUGCCAAAUUUUGUUUGGUAUUGGUUAUUGAUUCUUUUGUUCUUAUAGCUUGAGUAUUAUGACUUAAGAGUCAAGAUGCUUCUUAGUGGGAUCAUACAUG